GUGGGGAUAAUUUUAUAAGAUAAGUAUAGAAAUCUCUUUUUUUUUUAAUUAUAGGAUCCAAUGUCAUCUAUAGAGGAUAUGAUGAAAAAGGCGGUUACCACGUCCAACACUUUUUACCAAGAUAGAAAUGCUGUACAGGGUUACAAAGAUCGCAAGGAUAAUAUCCGGAAGAAAAAACGUGAGCAAAAGGAUACCUUGACACAGUGGUAUGGGAUGAAGAAGCGCCAACUCAAUGAGGAUGAGAAACAGGAACUUGAACUUCUGCAAUAUCGAAAUUUUCUCAAUCCUGACACGCAGCACCAGGCACCAAAGAGAAGCUCGAAUAUGUCUUCUGACUUUGUUGAGUUUGGCUACUUCGCUGAAACUGGUAAAAACAAGCGAAAACGCUUGAAGUCUUUUGCGGAUGAGUGGAUUACGGAGAAUCAACAGUUUGAAGAAAUUGUUAAGAAACGGAUGAAAAAGAAUGUGAAGCUUAACAAGAAACUGAAGAUAGCCGCGGCGAAACGAACAGCCACUGAGGCAGCUCGUCAGAAGGCAAAAAAAAGUUUCAAAAAGAGGCUUCAUGCAUGAUUUGUUUUGAAUUAAACAUGUGCACAAUAAGAUAACAAAGCAAAAAAUGCCUUUGCUUUCGUUUUUCAGGAUCUGAAGCUUUACGUACUAGUGACACUGUCUCUCGAGCCAUUUACCUUAAAAAAUUGUAUAUUUAAGCAUUGAUAAUAAAUCUAAAUAUCAUUUUUAAUCCUACUGAGGGAGUGAAUAUGAUCCGAGUAACUGUGCUCAAAGCAGAAAAUGUCAUUUGAGAAGCAUCUCCGUCAUGUGGUAGCACACCAAGUUGUAGGA
Phytomonas sp. Hart1 is the source of this 840-nucleotide messenger RNA. The record is from the annotation of a GenBank genome assembly. NCBI's taxonomy places the organism in Eukaryota, Euglenozoa, Kinetoplastea, Trypanosomatida, Trypanosomatidae.